Molecule: messenger RNA, 1338 nt
Organism: Plutella xylostella (diamondback moth)
Lineage: Eukaryota; Metazoa; Arthropoda; Insecta; Lepidoptera; Plutellidae
Product: putative enoyl-CoA hydratase
Source: RefSeq, a predicted model, not a curated record
GUUUAAUGUCAAAAAAUAUUACGAAUUAUUGGUAAAAAGUUAAUAAUUUGCCUUUUAAAAUGAGAUUAUUAGCUCGAAAAUUAGUUAACUGCAGUAAAUUAUCGUUCACAAGAAUCUGUGCGGGUCGGCAAUAUUCGAAAGAAGUGAAGAAAGAUGAAAAGGAAAAUAAAAUGGAAAAUAUUCCUAGAAAUGUUAUAGUCGAGAGGUAUGGUGAAAUAGUAACCCUCAACAUUGACCGUCAAAUCACGAGGAACAGUCUUGACAUCGUCACUCUGAGGGAGAUUGAAGCUGUCAUCGAGGAGUUUGACAAGGAUGAGAAGGCCAAGGUGCUGGUGUUCCACGGAGAAGGAGGCUCGUUCUGCUCCGGCUACGAUGUGGAUGAGCUGGAAGAAACAGGCUACAAUGCCCUGUUCGAUGCUUCGGCCCGACUCCGGCGGCGUCCCAUGUGCGACAAGGUGACAAUAGCAGCCAUCUCAGGGUAUGCUGUGGCCGAGGGGUUCGAGCUGGCACUGGCUUGCGACCUGCGGGUCAUUGAAGACACAGCUAUUUUAGGGUGCCUGGGUCGCAGGUUUGGAGUCCCACUAGGCCUACUCGGCGGGCGGCGGCUGACGGCCCUCAUCGGGCUCUCCCGCGCACUCGACCUGCUCAUCACGGGGCGCCAGAUCACCGGCGUGGAGGCGCACGAGAAGGGGUUAGCUGCUAAACUGACCACUACUGGGACUGCACUAGGCGAAGCCAUCAAGCUAGCCAAAUCGAUCGUGAAGUUCCCGCAAGCGGCCCUCAUGAUGGACAAGCUACAAGCCGUGAACUCGACGUUGAACCCCAACAGUGAAGACAGCAUGCGUGAUGAGGCGCACGCGCAGAUCCUGCUGGGACAAGCUGUUGAGGAUAUUAAGGAGGGACUCCAGAAGUUUCAGAGCGGCAUAGGUCGCCACGGCAAGUUCUACAAGCUGACAGAAGUGCCCAUGAAGGACUGGGAGCUCGAGGACAGCGUGGAAGAGGUCACCGUCAUAGACGCAGACCCUGACGCGCCCAAGGACGAUAGUGAGGACAAGAAGAAGAAAUAAGGUGGCCAGUGUUAGCUAUUUUGAAGGCAGAAAUUCUAAUUUUAAAGCUGUCAAACUAGAAAUUUUGCAAUCAAAAAUUACACGUACGGGGACAAUCACACAGUCGAAUUUUAAACCAAGCAAUGAAGGCUUUGACACUCUAAAAUUAGAAUUUGUGACUUCAGAAUCGACAUCAGUGUCGUAACGCGCCCAAAGAAAAUAAGAAGAAAUGAGGUGGCCAGUGUUGUAGACUUGUUGGUAGUUACUGGGUGUUGAUGUAGUGGUGUGGUAA